Molecule: messenger RNA, 2382 nt
Organism: Xyrauchen texanus (razorback sucker)
Lineage: Eukaryota; Metazoa; Chordata; Actinopteri; Cypriniformes; Catostomidae
Product: GTPase IMAP family member 8-like
Exons: 7
Coding region: 150-1922 (590 amino acids)
Molecular function (GO): GTP binding
Source: RefSeq, a predicted model, not a curated record
CAGACCUGAUAUUCUGGUUUCAAGAUGAAAGAUAUGGGUUAAAACGUUUUCACUUUCCACUUCAUUUCUGAUCACGACAAACUAAAGUGCAAUCUUGUAUUCCUCAUAAUUUUGAAGUCUUUCUUUGGAUAACAAAAAAGAAGCCAAGAAUGAUGGAGAAAGAUUUAAGAGUAGUUGUUUUAGGAUGGCAGAAAUCGGACAAAGCGUCAGUGAUAAACAGUAUUGUAGGAGAUCGAGUCGAGCCUGGCAGAUUCUUCGUGAAGUCUGUGAGGAGAGACGGUGAAGUGAAUGGAAGAAAGAUCACUCUGAUUAACACUCCCUGCUGGUGGAAGACAUUUGGCUUGCAAGACUCACCAGAAGUUGUCAAACAGGAACUUGUGUGCAGUGUCUUCAAGUGUCCUCCAGGACCUCAUGUUUUUCUGCUGGUUAUUGAUCUCAGUUUGCCUUUUACUCAAGAACACAGAAUCAGCAUUGAGGAACAUCUGAAUCUCUUUGGAGAGAGAAUCUGGUCACACAUCAUAGUGCUCUUUACAAAAACUGUUUCACUGAAUGAUGAAUCCAUUGAGCAGCACUUACAGAGUCAAGGAGAAGAUCUGCAACAGAUCAUACAGAGAUGUGGAGGAAGAUAUCAAGUUUUUGAUAUUGAAAAUAAAGGAAAUGGAGUUGAAGAACUGCUUGUGAAGAUUGAUGGUGUUGUGACUGUAAAUGAUGGUAAACACUUUGAAUCUGGUGAUGAAAAACUUGAGGUGCAGAAAAAGAGAGAAGACAUCCAAGAGAGAGCAAAAUCCAGACAAACGAUGGUGCAGGAAAAAACAGAACUGCUGAAAGAAAUAAGAGCUGUAUCUCUGCUCGCAGAACUGAGAAUUGUCCUGUUGGGGUGGAUCGUUUCUGGCAAGAGCUCAACAGGAAACACUAUCUUCAAUGAAAAAAUAUUCAAGAAAGGAAAAACAAAACAGUGCACAAGUCAUUCUGGCGAUGUGGAUGGCAGAAAUAUAACAGUGUUGGACACACCAGGCUGUUGGAAGUAUUUCUCAACUAAAUUCAAUCCAGAGUUUGUACGGACUGCAAUCCUGGAGUGUGAAGGUCUAGCAGAACGUGUGAAAUAUCCCAAUGCCAUGAUCUUGACGAUUCCUGCAGACACGUCAUUUAAGAAUGAGCAAAAACGGGUCAUUGAAGAGUACAUGGCCAUUUUCAGAGAGGAUGUCUGGAGACACACCAUAGUUUUGUUCACAUGGGGCGACAGAUACCCAGACAUCUCAAUCGAGGAGCACAUUGAGAGUGAAGGAGAUGCCCUCCAGUGGCUGAUUGAGAAAUGUGGGAACAGAUAUCACGUCUUUGACAACACAGACAUGAAGAAUCGAGCUCAAGUCACAGAGCUGCUCCAGAAGAUUGAUCAGAUGGUGGCAGAAAACUGUUUGUUCCAUCUCAACACUACAGAGACAAAACAUGUAGAGUCAAAUUUUCAGAGAACUGAUCCUCAGGAAAAUGUGAUGAUGGAGGAGAUCAGACUGAAUGAUAUCUGCUACUUUCUGGAUGAGAACUUCAAAAGAAAAGCUAGAGAGAUAAAAAAGAAGAUAGGAAAUUUAUGGAUGGAUAUCAUGGAAGAACACCAUGACAGUGCAAGUUUACAACAUCUUACUGAGUUUAAGGAUCAAUCUCCUGAUACCACCGAACCGCAGAAAGUGGUGCUGACACCUCAACAGGACUGUAUCCCCGAGCAGGUAAAGGCACUUCUGGAGAGAGAAUUCAGCAGAUGGGAAAAUAUAAUGAUAGAAGAAGUUCAGAAGCGUUUGCUGGAAAUUAAAUCAUUUGAGCUCUCUAAGGUUGAAAAGAGGCAGAUGUCAAUUGAUGCACUUGCGAGGUGGCUACAGACCUGUAACCAUUAUUCUUUACAUACUGUUGAUAAAAUGCAUAGUACAUAAUCACCAACCAGCUCAGAGAGACUGAACACAAGAUCAUGACUUCAGAGAAAUUACGUAAAACCUCAAGUCUGAAAAAAGUGCUUCCAUCUAUGCUGUUGCAACUAGAAAAAUGUCUAUAAUUGUAAAAGAUCUCCAGUACCACUGCUCCAUAUAACCAGACUACGCAGUCUGCGUAGGGCACCAACUGCCUAGGGGGGCACCAUCUUACCCUAGGAGGGCAGCAGAAAGUCCACCGGCUGCCCUUUCUCACGCAUUAUAUGUUAUUCAAGGACCCGAAAGCAGUUGCUGAACACAGAUAAUUGCUUCACGCUCAUAUCAUUACCCCACAAACAUUUUAUUUUUUUAUUGUAAUUGUUGUAAAUAUGUUUUUAUAUGUGUCUUAUAAUGGUUGCAGCCUUUCUUAGUCAGGUCUCUCUUGUAAAAGAUUUUCAAAUCCCAAUGACACCAAAUUGUUAAAAUA